This is a messenger RNA of Haemorhous mexicanus (house finch), 1770 nucleotides long. It is a transcript of the gene KDELR3, whose product is annotated as KDEL endoplasmic reticulum protein retention receptor 3. Gene Ontology annotation, biological process: protein retention in ER lumen; endoplasmic reticulum to Golgi vesicle-mediated transport. The record is from RefSeq and is a predicted model, not a curated record. Bases 372 to 1016 code for a protein of 214 amino acids. Gene Ontology annotation, molecular function: ER lumen protein retrieval receptor activity. The transcript is spliced from 5 exons. Lineage: Eukaryota; Metazoa; Chordata; Aves; Passeriformes; Fringillidae. Gene Ontology annotation, cellular component: endoplasmic reticulum; membrane; cis-Golgi network.
UCUCUCCUCCCCGGCCAGCCAGGAGCCACGUCACCGUCACCCAGCGCUGGCUUCGGGGCUCCUCAGCCUGGAGAGCUCUCCGGGAGACAAACUCCAACUUUCAGCCCAAAGCAGAGACAGGAAGGCCCUGGGCUGGGAGAGUGAGAAUCCACCUCGGUGGAAAAGUAAACAAGGGAGACAUCCAGCCUGGCAGGGGAAAGGCAUCUGCAGCCACGGGGCAGGGGAGACUGAACUUUGUGCUACGAGAAGGAAGGGCUCCGUGCUCAGGGAAAAAGGAAAGUUGAGCCCAAGGAGACCGUUCAUUCAGCCGAGGCUCGGCGGAGAAAAACUUCCCGCCCACUCCCUCCACCCCAGAGGAGUCCCCCGGCACCAUGAACAUCUUCCGCAUCCUGGGGGAUGUCUCCCACUUGCUGGCCAUCAUUAUUCUCCUGCUGAAGAUUGUGAAGUCCAAGUCCUGUGCUGGAAUCUCUGGGAAGAGCCAGAUACUUUUUGCCCUCGUCUUCACAACCCGCUACCUGGACCUGUUCACGAAUUUCAUCUCUGUCUAUAACACUGUGAUGAAGGUCAUUUUUUUGAUUUGUGCCUACGUCACCGUGUAUAUGAUCUACGUGAAAUUCCGGAAAACAUUUGACAGUGAGAACGACUCCUUCCGCCUCGAGUUCCUGCUGGUCCCUGUCACAGGCCUGUCAUUUCUGGAGAACCACAGCUUCACCCCCUUGGAGAUACUCUGGACCUUCUCCAUCUACCUGGAGUCCGUGGCUAUCCUUCCUCAGCUCUUCAUGAUCAGCAAGACAGGGGAAGCAGAGACUAUCACGACACACUACCUUUUCUUCCUGGGCCUCUACCGUGCCCUCUACAUUGCCAACUGGGUCUGGCGCUACCACACAGAGAAUUUCUACGACCAGAUCGCUGUCGUCUCCGGGGUGGUACAAACCAUCUUCUACUGCGACUUCUUCUAUCUCUACGUCACCAAAGUCUUAAAAGGAAAGAAGCUGAGUCUUCCCAUGCCUGUUUGAAGACAUCCCACAGGCAGCACAAGAAAUUCCAAAGACAAAGCUGUUUAAGAUCACAGCUUUCCUUCCCUGGCCCUUUUUGACUAACGGAUGGCUCAGCUGAAUUUCAACCCAGUGCCAGGAAGACAGGGCUUGGAAUGCUUUUCAUCCAUCAGACUCUUCCCCUCCAUUUUUUUAUUUCUUCUCACUUGAAUUUGGUGCUAGUGCUGGCCAGUACUGAAGUACUGCAAUUUCUUCUCUCCCAGCUCUCCCAACAUCUACACUCAAAACACACCUCCACUCGGACCCUGAGGCAGCACAAGGGAAAAUGUCACUCCCACUAGUCCUUCAAGCAAGUGCCCAUGGUAAAGGGAACACGUAACAUACUUUAUUAAAGUGUGGUAACUUAACUGACCCAUUUCACAGGUGGCCAUGUCUGACACAGCAGAUGCUACAAACUGUUACUUUAACUCUGUAUGAACUAACACCCUCUUAAAAAUUAAUUCUGCCUGACCCUCUCUCUAUUCAGGCCCUGUAACAUUCAAGAAAAACACAUUGCCUUUGAAUAACAGGAAUCUUUUAAUUCCACAAGUAUUCAAACAUCCUCCUCACUCACUUAUUUUCAGUUUCCUUAUGUUCUACAAACAGGGACAGUUUCAAUUACAAUUCAGGUGGUUGCCAAGAAGUGUUUCCACCUCCUUCAAUUUGACUUCUAACAACUGGGAAGAACAGGGGCAAAGACAGCUUUACAUUCCAAAAAUAAAGACAAAGUUCACAA